GUCUAAUUUAUUCUCACCCUAUUAGUGAAAUGUAUUGUUGAGUGUUGACUAUAAACUUAAAAGUCUAGUUAGCUACCAACUUACCUAUGCAUCCAUGUUAGUUUAAUUUUAUAGUUUCUCUAUAUAAACACACACCGGUUCUCAUUAUUCAAGAACACCUUCCAACCAUGACUUCCCAUAUUUCUCAAUCCAUGUUGUUCUACUAUAUUGCAAUAUUCCUCCACUUCAUUUUCAUCACUUCAUUUCCUUCACUAGCUCAAUCUGAUAACUAUAUCAUACACAUGAACAUAUCAGCCAUGCCUAAAGCAUUCUCAACUCAUCACACAUGGUAUCAAUCAACUCUUUCCUCUGCAUUAGAGAAACCUCAACUUGCAACAUCCGAUAAUCUCAACUCUCCAAUUUCAUCUAAGUUAAUUUACACCUACACGCAUGCCAUGAAUGGUUUCAGUGCUAAUUUGUCACCAAAAGAACAUGAAUCUCUCAAAAACUCCCCUGGUUACAUUUCUUCCAUACCUGAUUUACACUUGAAGCUUGACACAACACACUCACCUCAAUUCCUUGGCCUCAAUCCAAACGUAGGAGCUUGGCAUGAUUCGAAUUUUGGUAAAGAUGUGAUUGUUGGUUUGAUUGACACAGGUGUUUGGCCAGAAAGUGAAAGCUUCAAAGAUAAUGGAAUUGCUAUCAUUCCUUCAAAAUGGAAAGGAAAAUGUGAAAAUAGCAUUCAUUUCAAUUCAUCACUUUGCAACAAAAAAUUAAUUGGUGCUAAAUUCUUCAACAAAGGAAUAUUAGCAAAACAUCCAAACAUCACCUUAGGAUUAAACUCCACACGCGACACAGAAGGUCAUGGGACUCACACUUCAUCAACAGCAGCCGGAAGUAGAGUUGAUGAAGCUUCAUUCUUUGGUUAUGCAGCUGGAAAAGCUUCAGGUAUAGCUUCGAAUUCACGUGUAUCAAUGUAUAAAGCUAUAUGGGAAGGUGGAUUGCUAUCGUCUGAUGUAAUAGCUGCAAUUGACGCUGCAAUAUCAGAUGGUGUUGAUGUUCUUUCAUUAUCAUUUGGUCUUGAUGAAGUACCUUUGUAUGAAGAUCCUGUUGCUAUAGCCACAUUUGCAGCUAUGGAAAAAGGUGUUUUUGUUACCACUUCAGCUGGAAAUGAAGGGCCAAAACUCAAAACAUUACACAAUGGAACACCUUGGGUUAUAACUGUGGCUGCUGGUACUAUGGACAGAACUUUCCAUGGGACUCUUACACUAGGAAAUGGUAACAAAAUCACAGGAUUGUCUCUCUACGUAGGAACAUUCCCUACACAUAAUAUUCCUAUUGUUUUCAUGGGUUUAUGUGACAAUGUUAAAGAAUUGAAAAAAGCGAAGAAAAAGAUUGUGGUGUGUGAAGAAAAGAAUGGAACUAACAUUUAUGAUCAAGUCUAUUAUUUGGAUGUUGCAAAAGUUUUUGGUGCUGUUUUGAUUUCAAAUGUCUCCAGUACAUACUAUUCACAAAAUAGUUUUGCAACCAUCAUUGUUGAUCCAAUGUUUGGGGAAAUUAUCAAAGCUUACAUCAAGAGUUAUUACAAUUCUAAGCAUGCUACUUCAGUUGCAAACAUGUCUUUCAUGGAAACUGGUUUUGGUGUUAAACCAGCACCUAGAGUUAGUUCUUAUAGUUCAAGAGGCCCAUCAUAUAGUUGUCCAUUUGUGUUGAAACCUGAUAUUACUGCACCUGGUACUUCGAUCUUAGCUGCAUGGCCUACAAAUGUUCCUGUGUUGGAAUUGAAGUCUCAAACGUUUUUCAGCAAGUUUAAUAUUAUAAGUGGAACAUCUAUGGCGUGCCCUCAUGUUGCAGGUGUAGCGGCGCUUAUAAAAGGUGCACACCGUGAUUGGAGCCCUGCGGCUAUUCGGUCGGCAAUAAUGACAACAUCAGACAUAUUUGAUAAUACUAACGAACAAAUCAAAGACAUUGGAACAGGUGACAAAGCAACACCUUUUGCAUUAGGAGCUGGUCAUGUUAAUCCUAAUAGAGCACUUGACCCUGGUCUUGUUUAUGAUGUUGGUGUACAAGAUUAUGUUAAUCUUCUUUGUGCACUAAAAUACUCUCAAAGAAACAUCACUACCAUUACAAGAUCUUCUUCCAAUAAUGAUUGCUCUAAACCUUCAUUGGAUCUCAACUACCCUUCUUUUAUUGCUUUUUUCAAUGGUGGAAAUUCUUCUUCAAGUACAGUACAAGAAUUUUACAGAACAGUGACCAAUGUUGGUGAGGGACAAUCAAUUUAUGUUGCUAGCAUUACUCCAAUCAAAGGGUUCCAUGUCAGUGUCAUCCCAAACAAAUUGAUGUUCAAUGAGAAGAAUGAGAAGCUAAGCUACAAGUUGAGGAUUGAAGUUGAAAGUAUGACAAAAUUAAAGAAAGUGGCGUUUGGAUAUCUAAUUUGGAUGGAUAUGAAUCAUGUUGUUAGGAGUCCAAUUGUGGUCACCACUCUCAAAUAAUUGUAGUUCUGGAUUCAUAUGUUAUUAUUGUUAGAUAAUAAAUUGUUGGACUUUAAUGUAUUAGGCCUUUAAGUUUCUAAGUACUUGUCUAGUCUAAGGUUUAAUGUAUUCAAGCUUUGUUCAAUGUAAUGAAACCCUAGUCUCAUUUUGUUCCUUUUUA
Trifolium pratense (red clover) is the source of this 2631-nucleotide messenger RNA. Its product is annotated as subtilisin-like protease SBT1.9. The record is from RefSeq and is a predicted model, not a curated record. Gene Ontology annotation, molecular function: serine-type endopeptidase activity. The transcript has a single exon. The coding region runs from base 168 to 2471 and encodes 767 amino acids. NCBI's taxonomy places the organism in Eukaryota, Viridiplantae, Streptophyta, Magnoliopsida, Fabales, Fabaceae. Gene Ontology annotation, biological process: proteolysis.